AUGGCUACCAAAUGGGAUAACGACGAAGACUUAUUGAGGUUAAGGGAAUACCUGAGAAUACGGAGUGUGCACCCUGACAUAGAUUAUUAUGACUGCGUCAAGUUUUUGAAGCAACAGGCGGACUCCCUUGGACUAUCCGUAAAUGUAUCCGAGCCGGUGGAAAGGAAACCGGUGGUUGUGAUCACAUGGCAGGGUACGCAGCCCGAUCUUCCGGCGAUCCUUCUGAACUCACACAUGGAUGUGGUGCCCGUUUAUGAGGAAAACUGGAAGUAUCCGCCUUUUGAAGCUCACGUAACAGACGAUGGUUGGAUCUACUCUCGAGGUGUUCAGGAUAUGAAGAGUGUGGGAAUGAUGCAUUUGGAGGCUGUGAGGAGACUAAAACAGGCUGGCGUAAAGCUGAAAAGGACCGUGCAUAUAAGUUUCGUUCCAGAUGAAGAGAUCGGUGGCACUGAGGGAAUGAAAGCGUUUUCCGAAUCCCAGGAGUUUCUCAAACUCAAUGUUGGUUUCGCAUUGGACGAGAGCAUCCCAAGUGAUAGCCCAAACACGUUCAUAGCACACAAUGGCGAGAGAACUGGUAGACAAAUCAAAAUAACGUGCAAGGGUGAGCCCGCCCACGGAGCUCUUAUCGUCUCUGCCACUGCUGGGGAAAAGAUCCAUUAUAUUAUUAGCAAAUUUAUGGAGCUUAGGGAGAGAGAAAAGAAAAAGUACGAAAGCGGUGCUCAGUUGGGAGACGUAACCACCAUAAACCUAACACAACUAGGAGGAGGUAUUCAAGUCAACGUACUACCCGAACAGUUGUCCGUAUCUUUCGACAUCAGAAUAUCACCACACGAAGAUCACGACGCCUUCGAAAAUAUGAUUCUAGAUUGGUGCAAGGAAGCCGGUGAUAAUGUUACGAUGGAAUAUUAUGUAAAGAAUCCACAAGUGAAGUCAACUGAUAUCGGCGAAAGGUCGAACUUCUGGAAAGCGGUGCACAAAACUGUGGUUGGCAUGGGCUUGGGCAUCGAGUGCGUCAUCUGUCCAGGUGUGACUGACGCACGUUACGUUCGGCUCAGGGGAAUCCCCGUGAUUGGAUUUUCACCGCUCCUCAACACGCCGCUGUUACUUCACGCCCAUAACGAAAGGGUGCACGUUGACGAGUUCAAAAGAGGAAUAGACGUCAUGGAGGAGGUCGUGAAAGCUGUCGCGAACGUG
Iphiclides podalirius (scarce swallowtail) is the source of this 1194-nucleotide messenger RNA. The record is from the annotation of a GenBank genome assembly. Lineage: Eukaryota; Metazoa; Arthropoda; Insecta; Lepidoptera; Papilionidae.